Messenger RNA from Poecile atricapillus (Black-capped chickadee), 1835 nucleotides. Its product is annotated as homeobox protein HMX1-like. The transcript is spliced from 2 exons. The record is from RefSeq and is a predicted model, not a curated record. Gene Ontology annotation, molecular function: RNA polymerase II transcription regulatory region sequence-specific DNA binding; DNA-binding transcription factor activity, RNA polymerase II-specific. Gene Ontology annotation, cellular component: nucleus. The coding region runs from base 94 to 888 and encodes 264 amino acids. Lineage: Eukaryota; Metazoa; Chordata; Aves; Passeriformes; Paridae. Gene Ontology annotation, biological process: regulation of transcription by RNA polymerase II.
CGCUCGGUUCGGACACGCUCGGCCCGGACACGCUCGGCCCGGACACGCUCGGCCCGGACACGCUCGGUUCGGACACGCUCGGCUCACCGCACCAUGGUGCAGCUCGGGGGCGGCCGCCGAGCCCCUCCGGGCCCGGCCGCGCCGCCAGCUUUCAGCAUCGCCAGCAUCCUGCAGCCCGGGCCCCGCCGCCCGGCCAGGGAGCAGGGCAGAGCCCGCUGCGCGCUGCCGGAGGAAGAGGAAGAGGAGGAAGGGGAAGGAGAGGGGCCUGAGAAGCGAGACCCCAGUAAAGGCUCCAGCGACUCGGGCAGCGAGUCCCGCCGGCUCCGGACAGAAGGGACGAGCCGCGGCCUCCUCCCCGAGGGGGGCGAUGCGGGGUCCCCGCUCCCCACGGAGGGGCUGCACGGUCCCCCGCAGCCGCCGCCGCGAGAGGCCGGGGGCUCUGGCGCCGAGAACGGCAGAUCAUCGGCGGCGGGCGGCAGGAAGAAGACGCGGACCAUCUUCUCCAAGAGCCAGGUGUUCCAGCUGGAGUCCACCUUCGAUGUGAAGCGCUACCUGAGCAGCUCCGAGCGGGCCGGGCUGGCCGCCGCGCUGCACCUCACCGAGACCCAGGUGAAGAUCUGGUUCCAGAACCGCCGCAACAAGCUCAAGAGACAAAUGUCAUCCGAGCCGGAGGGCCAGGGGCCCGGGCCGGCCGAGCCACCCGGGGAGCCUCAGCCCCCCACUGCCGCCUCGGCUCUCUCCUUCCCGUCCCUCUACAAGGACAGCCCUCUGCUCAGUCGCUGUUUGCUGCCGCUGCCUUUUCCCCUGCUCUGCCCGGGCAGCGCCAUCCCCUACCUCUGCCUCCCCGGGCCGGGCAAACACUUCAGCCUGGUGGACGGGGACGUAUAGCCUCUCCCCUGGCCCCCGACCUUCCCUUGCCGGGGGCCGCCCCGAGUUUAUUUAUGACUCCGCUGUGCCAGUGGAGUGUCUGUCUUGGCCAGAGCCGCCACCCGGCCCACGGAGGGGCAGCCCGGGCUCCCACCACGCGUGUCCUUGGGCUGCCGACACGUUGCUUAAUCUCGGAAAGGUGCUGCCAACCCGCUCUCCCUCUUGCAGCGCUUUUUCUCUGGUCGGGACGGAGGAGAUAACACGGAGCCACCUAAGAAACCGGGAUGAGCUCUGCCUGCCUCCUUUCCAAAUUGUCCCGUUCCGGUGUUACAGGAGGGCCGAUGUUGUGCCUCAGUCCGUGGGGACCGUGUCCCCGCUUCUGUCCCAAGCGCCGGGGCGGUCGCUUUGCUGUGAAGCGAGUCACGUUUCAUUCAGAUUGGUAAUGGUGAAGGCCGCUCUGUGCUUCUCUAUCUCAAGCUCUCCACCUCUAAUGUCCCUCAGAGUAGCUUCUCCCCAUCUUUUACAUUAUCAAAAUGUAGACGCCUUUCCUCAGAUCUGGUUCCUAAACUGUGACUUUCCUGCUUUUUCCCCCUUCGGAAGAAACACCCCAAGAUCUCUCUUACACGUUUUGUGCUAACUGGUUCUCAGACAGGGCCUCAUGUGAUGUUUUUACAGAACAAGAGAAGCUGUCUCUUGUGCUAAUCCCGCCCCCCGAAAUCUCGUGGGAUGGUUUUACCUGCUGUCCUAGGGUAAAGAAGUGGGGUUUUAAAUUUUUUUAUAUCUAUCUACACAUAAAUUUGCAAACGCUUUGAUCAUCCUUUGGUUUCUAAGUUCACACGCUUUAUAUCCCAAAGCUGGAAACAAACCUUUUCAGAAAGUUGGAACUCCCUCCUUUUCAAUAGUCACUGCUAGGUAGAUAGUAAAGGAAAGAUAUUUCCUGGAGUGCAUCGAUGGUUUUUAUUUUACAA